Dovyalis caffra is the source of this 1290-nucleotide messenger RNA. Lineage: Eukaryota; Viridiplantae; Streptophyta; Magnoliopsida; Malpighiales; Salicaceae. The record is from the annotation of a GenBank genome assembly.
AUGGGUGUCUCUCCAAAAUGGGUUUCUUUUCUUUUGGUUUUCUUGUGCAUUGUUCUUCAUUUGAGUGCAAUCACUCUUGGUGAUGACAAACUUGACAAAACUAGAUUUCGUGAAGAUAACUGUGGGUUCGGUCGUAGAGGGUGUGGUGGCCGUUUUGGUGGUGGACGUGGUGGAGGACUAGGAGGUGGAGGUGGUGGUGGUGGUGGAGCUGGAGGAGGUGUUGGUGGUGGGUCAGGUCAUGGUGGAGGAUUUGGAGCUGGAGGUGGAGUAGGUGGUGGUCUUGGAGGUGGUGCAGGAGGCGGCGGUGGCGGUGGUGGAGGAGGAGGAGGUGGUGGUGGUGUAGGUGGAGGUUCAGGUCAUGGAGGGGGCUUUGGAGCUGGAGGUGGUGUAGGUGGUGGUGCUGGAGGUGGUGGUGGAGGAGGCGGAGGAGGUGGUGGAGGUGGCGGUACUGGUGGUGGUUCAGGCCAUGGUGGAGGCUUUGGAGCUGGUGGUGGUGUAGGCGGUGGUCUUGGAGGUGGUGCAGGAGGAGGGGGUGGUGGCGGUGGAGGAGGAGGAGGCGGGGGAGGUGGAGGGUCAGGCCAUGGAGGUGGCUUUGGUGCAGGUGGAGGUUUAGGAGGCGGCCGUGGCGGUGGAGCUGGUGGAGGAUUUGGAGUUGGAAUUGGCAUUGGAGCAGGAGUUGGAGUUGGUGCUGGUGCUGGUGCUGGCCAGGGAUCUGGAAGUGGUUCUGGCCGCGGCAGUGGCAGUGGUAGUUUUAUGAAAAAUGUUGCUCUUUGUCCACUCAGGCUUGGGAGCUCAAGAAGCUACUCCACUGAUAUUUCAAAUGAGGUCGGUAGCAACACAAGUGAAAGCCCCCCGCAAGCACGACAGAUGAUGGUUCACAAAAAGUGGGUGGAGAAGAACAAAAGCCGACAUCAUUUUAGAGGUGGCUCUCUUAUAAACACUCUACUGGCAAAUGGUGACAAAACAGCACUCAGAAAACUAGUUACCGAGAAAAUGUACUCCGAACUCAAAAAUGAAAUUAAACAAAGAGAAUCUGCAUGGAAUAUGAGCAAGCUUUAUUGGGAGAUGAUUGAACCAGCUGUUCUAAUUGGUGUUGAUAAGAGCGACCUCAAUAAAGUUUUUAUACAGCUGACACUUGAGAUCAAGACAAAGCAGAAGUUCGAAGCAUAUGAUUCUAAGGGAGCCAGAGUUGCAGGAGAUAAAAAUAAGGAGUGUUGUCCACGAAAAGGAAAUAUCUUAGGAGGCAUUACUACAUCAUGGAGAUCAGAGACAGGAAUUGGUAAAUCUUGA